Messenger RNA from Toxotes jaculatrix (banded archerfish), 3331 nucleotides. RefSeq lists its product as uncharacterized. Gene Ontology annotation, biological process: response to bacterium. The record is from RefSeq and is a predicted model, not a curated record. Bases 13 to 1056 code for a protein of 347 amino acids. The transcript has 6 exons. NCBI's taxonomy places the organism in Eukaryota, Metazoa, Chordata, Actinopteri, Toxotidae.
CUUAACAGGAAAAUGCUGAUCAUAUUCCAUUUACUGCUGUUGCUCAGAGCGGGACGUUGCACAGAUGAUCUGAUCUUUGACACAAAGGUUGUUGGUGUUGGAGAUGAUGUGAAUUUGACGUGUACCCACCAGAAGUUGGAUGCCAAUACACGUUUAUUUUGGAUCAGGCUUGUUUCUGGAAACUUGCCUGAAAUCUUGGGAGGAACAUUUAGCUUUGAUUACAAUGAUGUUAACACAACUCCUCGCAUUACAGCAAAACUAGAGCCUGGAAAUUUUGUUCUGCACAUUAGUAAAACAGAGAGAAAUGAUACUGGAGUUUAUUACUGCAUAACAGUAGCACUACUUGACAUGAAAUUUUUGAGAGGAACAUUUCUGAGAAUAAAAGGACCAGAACCAGAUAUCACUGACAUCAUUCAAGUCUCUCCAUCUGAUCCAGUCCAUCCAGGAGACUCAGUGACUCUGCAGUGUUCAGUCCUCUCUGACUCUGAGAUGAAAACAUGUGCAGGAGAUCACAGUGUGUUCUGGUUCAGAGCUGGAUCAGAUGAAUCUCGUCCCAGUUUCAUUUAUACUCAUGGAAACAGUGGUGAUCAAUGUGCACAGAGUCCUGAAGCUCACUCUCCACAGAAAUGUGUCUACAGCUUCUCUAAGAACGUCAGCUCCUCUGAUGCUGGGACGUAUUACUGUGCUGUGGCCACAUGUGGACAGAUAUUAUUUGGAAAUGGAUCAAAACUCAACAUUGAAGCUCUGUGGGAUUUACAGACGGCCAGUACACUUCUGAUUCUGUUAUGUGCUGCUUUGGUUAUAAGUCUGAUCGUUAUUGCCAUCCUGAUUUAUCUCAUCAAGAAGAAAACUCUUGAUUGUUGCAAAGCUGCAGUUUCUCUGCAAACAGAUUCUGCAACAGCCAGUGGUAAUCAGAAAAGUCAACUGAGAGAUGAGGACUCAUUGGUUUAUUCUGCACCAACGUUCACCAGUCGGAAAGCUGGUAAAGCAGAGAGAAGGAGCACAAGAACAGCAGAAGGAGAGACAGUCUACACCGAUGUCAGGGCUUUACGAUAGAUUAGCAACUGCUUUCUUGUUCAUUACAGCUGAUAUAAUUUUUGUCUGUCACACUGUGGGAAAUCUACUGCUUCACAUCAAUGUCACAUCUGAUGUUGGUAACAAGAUUUUAUUUGAAUAACUGUAAAAAAAAAAUUGUCUAAUUUUGACUUUACAUUUGGUCCAGUUUCUUUUCAUGAGUGUAAGACUUUUUCACUUUUUAGUAAGUAUAACAGAUUUUGGUGAUACCCUCCAGCGUUAUGUGUCUCAUAUCUAUUUUCUAUACUUUCUUCACUUCUCUACAUUUUCUUCUUUACUAAAAUCUUCUAAAAGAUUUCUCAUGUUUCCACUCAAACAGGUUUUUUGAGAGAUUUAAUGUGACAGAGUUGGAGGGUUGAGGGACAUUUCCUGUCUGCCUCUUUUUUUCAACUGUCGUGUAAACUAGUUCUAUUAAAUGAAACUGAUGUUUGUGUACUAAUUAAUUAAUUUUAAUUAAUUAAUUUUUCAAAUUGCCUGCAAGUGAAGCACAUGGGGUCAGAGUCUUAGUCCUAGUCUAAAUGGUAGAUUUGAUACCUGAGUAACUGAGUAUAUUUUUUUCCAGAGCAUGUGAUUUUUACAUAAUGCUAUACUGUGUUGGAGGUGCUGGUGAACCUGGACAAAGUAGUGACAGGUCUAAGCAUGAGGGAAAAGAGCACUAAAACAUGCUGUCUCGUGCCAAACUGUUGCUGCUGGCAGGAUCUGUAUUGUGCAGUAGGCACUGUAGACACACUCUUGUGGUGACUCAGCUUCUUUCUUUUCACUCUCCCUGUGAACAAAUCAAGUGCUGCAUGCCUCACUCCCUUGGACUACACUCUGAAACUUCAGCAUUCACUGACCACCAACAGCUGGGCCUGAUGUCUUCAUUAUGAAGUUGACAGAUUCACACAGUGUUGUAACUCUGAAUCAAACCCCCAUCAUUUUUGGGAUGUAUUGAUGGCUAGCUUUCUAUCUUAUAAGAUGCAAAAUGUUAAUGAGGCAUUGUUGAAGCUGCUGAAAGCUGCUGUAUUUUCCUCUUCCAGCUGAUUUGAGAACUUUUGGACAACUACAUCAACUCUAAGAGGAUACAUUUUAUCUUCUUUAUUUUCUUUGUCACCAAAAAACUGUAAAACUGUAUAAAAAAUGUUGGACGACAGCUGCACAAAUUUAGAAACUGCUCUGUCUCCCUGGUCUCAUAGCUCUUUGUAAAGGUGUUCUGCAUGUUUGCCUUGAGAACAACAAGCAAAACCACAUGCAGCAGCUACACUGAAAAAAGAAAUGAGUUGUGGUUGGCCGUUUCUCCGCCCUCUGACCAACCACUGAGGCUGUUUACUCAGAACAGACUUGACUAUAGGCUUCGACAGGAUAUGUCAUGAGGGGAGAGCUACAUACGACAUCAGCAGGCUAAUUUUAGAUGAAAGCGUAUUGAAAUGGUUGUCUUAGUUUUACUUCCUUGAUAAGGUGUGAAUUUGAAGUACAAUGUCUCAAGAUGCAGCCACAGGACUCUACGACUAUAUGCGCCAGUGAUCUUAAAAUAUGCAGUCUUCAUAUUAGUUUGUGUUUUGCUUUAACUUUAAUGUAAAUACAUUGAUAGAUUAGCCAUUAAUUUGGACAGGCUGCCAAGUUAAUGCACAGAGUGAUGCACACUGAAACAGACUUUGACAAGUUUGUCAAGCCUAUUUGUCCGUAAUCUAUUCACCGUGGUACAAAUCCCUUGUCUUGCCACAUGGACCAGGGGCAACUGAAUGAUCAGCACCUCUCCCCUCUGACAGGCAGCUACCAAUGGAAAGCAUCAAACCCGCUGAAAAAUGGUCAUGACACAGCAAUGGCUUAGCAUUUGCGUAUGUGUCCGUCGCUCCUCUGCCCUUUACCUACUCCUGUUAGUUGAUGUGAUAUUGAUCGUAAUGGUACAUUUCUCUUUAAAUUGCUUAUCUUUUUUUUUUUUAAGAUAAAACACCAACAUCUACAUGAGGCUAAAACAGAGAGAGAGGACAGAAAGCCCCUUUGUGUUCACACCUUAGUUUGAAACUCAAGCCACAAAAAGUUUCCAUGCGUCAUUUGUUUUUCAGCGGUGUCUGUGAAUGUGUCUUUGGCUGUGUCUGUUUGUGUGCCAGGCUGUAGUGUGGACACAAAGACAAAGCAUAAAGUACAAAGCAGGACACAAAGCACAUGAUAGAAUUUGGAGAAGGACCUUUGUUUUAAAUUACGUUAUUUCUCCUGUGUCCACCCUUCUGUAGUUUUAACUGUGUCUGUGUAUUGUAUCAAGGGAUCAUUAAUUUAA